Salvelinus sp. IW2-2015 is the source of this 1628-nucleotide messenger RNA. Lineage: Eukaryota; Metazoa; Chordata; Actinopteri; Salmoniformes; Salmonidae. The record is from RefSeq and is a predicted model, not a curated record.
GUUCUCAGUUCUACCUUCACACGCGCAAGGUAGGGCACACUGCUCUGGUCUGCCAGAGCACACACACCUACACACACCUACACAUACACACCUAUACACACCUACACACACCCACACAUACACACCUAUACACACCCACCCUCUCUCUUCCCGGCACCCUGAGCAAUCUCUCACCAUUGGCCAGGUCCCCUAGCCCUCAGCAUCUCCAUCACGGCUGAAGGGACCAUUCAAGAAAACAGGAGACAGAGGUGGACUAUGAGGAUGUUGGCGAGGCUCAUAUUGGGACUCUUCGUCCUCAAAGCAGUGGUGGCCAACCCCAGAUUUGCCCGGCAGGUGGAAUUAGACACGUACGACAGCGCCAACUAUGAUGUGGAUCUAGACAACUUGAAUUUGGAGAAUCGGGAUGUCUAUGAUUUUGAAGAUGGACUGACUAUUGAUGAACCUCAGGUAAGAUACUGGGGGGAAAUUGGAGGGAUGAUGUGCACCUGUCUGGGUGGUUCUGUCUACUGUGAUGAUGUGAAGCUGACGAGCGUGCCGCCUCUCCCCAAAGAGACCACUCACUUCUACGCCCGCUACAACCACAUCACCAAGAUCAACAAGGGCGACUUUGCUCAGAUGAACAAGCUGAAGAGGAUCGACUUGACCGCCAACGAGAUUGCAUCCAUCGCUGAUGAUGCGUUCUCCGGCCUGCCCGUGCUGGAGGAGCUGGUGCUCCGUGAGAACGGCGUGUCACAGCUGCCUGCCCUUCCGCCCGUGAUGACCCUCAUCGACGCCAGCCACAACAACAUUGGCGCCACAGGCAUCCACAAAGAGGCUUUCAAGGACAUGACAGGUCUGCUGUACCUGUACCUAACAGACAACCACAUCGACCACAUCCCUGUGCCCCUACCGGACAGCCUGCGCUCUCUGCACCUACAGCGCAACAACAUUCAGAUGAUACACGAGGACACGUUCUGCAACCUGAAAGACUUCAACUACAUCAGGAACGCACUGGAGGACAUUCGCCUGGACGGCAACCCCAUCAACCUCAGCAGGACCCCACAGGCCUAUGUGUGUCUGCCCCGCGUCCCCAUCGGAGCCCACAUCUAACCACACACUGAUCAAUACACACACAUCUUUACACAGCUCAACUCAUUGUCUACGAGACAUAUGUACAUACCAUACACACACUUACCUACUGGACAGAUCCUAAAAGUUGUCCAGUCUCAGUUCAAUUGCAAUCUGCACAUACAGUAAACACCGGAACACAGUAUCUACCAAUCUUGCCUAAUUUAAGUCUGAUCAGUUGUUGAUCGCAUACAUAACACACAGUGAGCGAGAUGGUGUGUAUCUCUCAUUCCUACACACACACACAAAUACACACCAGAUAAUUGUCAAAAGCCAAACUGUUCAGCAACUUGAAGCAAACAAAAAGACAAUGAAAAUGUGACAUUUUAUUGAUCCAACAAACAUUGUUUAAUGUCUGUUCACGACAACCAGUAAUAUUGUUUAAAUAUGUUUUUGUAAAGGGGAAAAAAUUAUAUUACAGAAAUCUAACACUAUUUAAAAAAAACAAUUAUACUAACAAACGAAUUGAAGCUUACUGGGACGCUAAUUUGAAUAUCAAUGCAAUAAAAGCAAUUAAACAA